Messenger RNA from Spinacia oleracea (spinach), 2089 nucleotides. Its product is annotated as protein IQ-DOMAIN 5. The transcript is spliced from 7 exons. Bases 502 to 1767 code for a protein of 421 amino acids. NCBI's taxonomy places the organism in Eukaryota, Viridiplantae, Streptophyta, Magnoliopsida, Caryophyllales, Amaranthaceae. The record is from RefSeq and is a predicted model, not a curated record. Gene Ontology annotation, molecular function: protein binding.
GGCAAGGUAACUAAUUUCCCAAUUCCCACUUAUGUACCAUCAUAUUCAUCACUCCUGUAAAUUGAAAAUGGUGGAGAAAUUGUUUAAUGGAAUCCCGUGAUUAACUCAUUGCCUUCCUUGCAUUUGAAAACGACUUGUCAUCUUCUUUAACCAAACCCCACCAUCCCCACCACCAAACGACGUCGCAUUUCAUCCUUCUUCUUCUUCUCUCUCUUCUCUGUUAGCCGCUUCUUCUGCUGCCAGUUGCCACCCCUUUUUUGUUCCGCUUUCUUUUGUUUUAUUAAUUAAUUUAAUGUUGAAUUGAAUGUUAAUUAAAGUGUCAGAAACCCUCUACUCAAAAAUCCCAGGCGAGGAGAGAGAAAACCAUCAAAGAGAAUGAAUGAAAGAUAGAGAAUUUCCGUACUCUGUACUCUCUUGUCUACUUUGUCCUACUGUUUUAUUUUGCAGGAAAGUCCACCCCUUUUAUUUUGGUGAGGAAAGACUAAAUUUCUAGCUCGUGGCAUGGGUGUACCUGGGAAAUGGAUUAAAGCGCUGGUUGGUCUUAAGAAAUCUGAAAAGUCUCCGUCCUCGGAGAAUGUUGAAAAUAGAGCAAGAGCAGUUGGUAAAUCUCGCCAUCGCAGAAAUCAUUCCAUCCAGAUAGAUAAUAACGCACUUCAAGAAGAACAAUGUCAAAAUAAUGACCCUUCUGGGAAUGCGAAUGUCACGCUAGUUUCUGACACUGCUGCCUCCCCCUCUACUUCUACCCAAAUACCGUAUGAAGCUGAAGAACAGCAGAGAAGGAGAGAAGAAUGGGCGGCCACAUACAUUCAAACUGCUUUUCGUGGAUUUCUGGCUAAGAGAGCUUUAAGAGCAUUGAAAGGAUUGGUUAGACUGCAAGCACUUGUCAGAGGGCAUGCUGUGAGAAAGCAAGCUGCAAUAACACUUCGGUGUAUGCAAGCUUUAGUGAGAGUUCAAGCUCGGGUACGAGCUAGGCGUGUGCGUUUGGCAUUAGAAGGUGAAACAGAACAGCAGAAAGCUCACCAACAACUUCUACAGGAGGCACGUGUUCGAGAAAUAGAGGAAGGAUGGUGUGACAGUGUUGGUUCUGUAGAACAAAUACAAUCUAAGUUGCUGAAAAGGCAGGAAGCUGCUGCUAAGCGUGAGAGAGCUAUGGCGUAUGCCCUGGCUCAUCAGUGGCAAGCAGGAUCAAGGCAGGUAGCUGCUACUUGUUCUGGGUUUGAGCCAGACAAAAAUAGCUGGGGUUGGAAUUGGCUGGAGCGAUGGAUGGCUGUACGUCCAUGGGAAAACAGAUUCCUUGACAUCAAUCUCAAGGAUGGUGUGAAGAUACUUGGUAGUGAAGAUGCUGAAGUUACCAGUGAGACUAAAACACAGCCAAAAUCUUCUGGGAGGAAGCCCCUGUCAGCACAAAAAUCUAACUCUGACGAAUCUUCAACCAACAAGUCUGCAAGCACCCAAGAUGCAUCCAAUUCAGUGUCAGUCAAGCUUAAGUCCAAACAAGUUCCCAUUGAAGAAGCCAACUCAAGACCUGCCGCUGGCUCCCGGUCCCGCAGUAACCCAAAAGAAAGAGUUUGUCUGAUAGGACAGGACCCAAAGUCUCUAAAGCGUUUGUCUUUGCCUAAUAACGGAAAUCAAGGGGCACAAACAGCCAAGACGCUUGCUAAAACUGCUAUUAAAAGAAAUCCUGGAACACGAAAGCCAAUCAAGGAUAAACCUAAGUCAGAUGGACCUCCUGUAAAUUCUGUUCAACAACAGGCCAUCAAUGUUUAGCCCAACUGCACCUUGUCUCAGUCAUUUAUCAUGGUGUCUCCCUUUAGGUGUAAAUAUGGAGUGGCAUGAACCAGGGAAGGAGAAAAUCAUGCCACUUCUGGUGAGCUCUUUUGGUACACCUACCCGCCCGGUGGUAUAGAGAAUACAAUACCCUAAUAUAUUGAAAUAAGUAUGCGAUUGGCGAUUGGCGAUUGGCAAGGACUUGGAAUGUGUUGUAUUUGUGUGUGUGUUUUAUGGUGUUGUAUUUAUGUAAUUGUACCUGUUGUAUAAUUUAAUGUGUGUUAUACGAGCAAAAUUAGUCUUUGACACUGCCCUUCUGUUA